AUGAAGAGCAUGAAGACCUGGGCUGGCAACGUGUUCGCUGGCCCAUCUUGGACCUUACGUUUUUUUCUGUACUUCUUCGGUCUGGGCUACAUGUUCUGCGGCGUUGGCGUGGUCUCAGACAUUUUCAUGAAUGCCAUCGAGGAAAUUACGUCGAAGACAGUGAAGAAAGUGAACCCUGCAAGCGGCGAAUUUGUACGAGUGAAAGUGUGGAAUGCUACUGUGGCCAAUCUCACCUUGAUGGCUUUAGGAAGUUCAGCUCCAGAAAUUCUGCUGAGCAUUAUCGAACUUCUGGGCAAUGAGAUGUACAGUGGCGAGCUAGGUCCUUCAACCAUCGUGGGUUCGGCAGCCUUUAACUUACUUUGCAUCAUCGCAGUGUGCAUUUCUGCGAUUCCCCCAGGGGAGGUUCGAAAGAUCAAAGAGCUGCCGGUUUUUGUGGUCACCACCACCUUCUCCAUUUUCGCAUAUGUGUGGCUUCUCUUUAUUCUACUGGUCACCAGUCCAAGUAUUGUCGAGAUAUGGGAAGGUGUCUUCACCUUCAUCUUCUUCUGGAUGCUCAUCAGCAUCGCUUACAUGGCCGAUAGAGGAUACUUUGGUUUCCGCAUCGAAGAUGAUGAGGAUGACGAUGAAGAUGCACCCAUUCGAACACGUGUCAUCAGCGCCGAAUUAAGCGCGGAGGAUUUAGCGAAGAUCCAAAGUCAGCUGUUGCAGGUGCAUGGUCGUCACCUUAGCGACGAUGAGCUGAUCAAGCUCAUUGAGGAGGAACGAAGUAAUCAGAUGCCGCGGAAAGAAACGCAGACCGACAUGCGAAAAGUUGCGCCAUUGGAUAUUGAGAGCCAGGCGCCAAGCUGCAUCGUGGGCAAGGGCUUGGAAGGUAUGGAAGACGUGACCCCGCCCAAGGAUGAUGCACCUACGCUGAAGAGCAGUUGGCCAAUUGCGGCGCUGACGUUUUGGCUACUUCAACUUCGAGAAGUUCAGCAACGGCUUACAAUCGAUGUGGGUGAGAAUGAUGAACCCUACCUGGGCGCUCUCAUCGCUGCUUGUCUACAUCAACGUGGACAGCGCAUUCGAGAGACUGCUCUGCACCUUGCGCGGCAGGCUGCAGUGCUGAUGAUAGAGAACCUUGGUGCCUACUCAAAGUCUCUGGACAAUCAAGAUGUAGAGAGUCUAGCUGCAGCGAGGGUGAAGAAUGAUAGACUUGACCCUUUGAUCUACCACGCACUGUUUGACAAAGUGCACAAAGGGAUUCAUCCCAAUCUUGCAAAGUCCAAAGAAGAGUUCAAGGUUGCAAUGCGUGAUUCGCAACUGCUCAUGGUAUCUCAGAUUUGCUUAGCAAUAACCAUGUUCUCAUGUGGACAGGGUUCAACCACCUGUAACUUGAGGUGA
Molecule: messenger RNA, 1383 nt
Organism: Cladocopium goreaui
Lineage: Eukaryota; Dinophyceae; Suessiales; Symbiodiniaceae
Source: the annotation of a GenBank genome assembly